This is a messenger RNA of Silurus meridionalis, 2128 nucleotides long. RefSeq names its product low choriolytic enzyme-like. Lineage: Eukaryota; Metazoa; Chordata; Actinopteri; Siluriformes; Siluridae. The transcript has 9 exons. The record is from RefSeq and is a predicted model, not a curated record. Gene Ontology annotation, biological process: proteolysis. Gene Ontology annotation, molecular function: metalloendopeptidase activity; zinc ion binding. Bases 1115 to 1936 code for a protein of 273 amino acids.
UGGGGUAUAUCAGUAGGAGAAUGCUGAGCAUGGAGUCACCAGGAAGGAAGAAAAGAGGAAGACCAAGGAGGAGGUUUAUGGAUGUGGUCAGGGAAGACAUGCAGGUAGUUGGUUUGAAAGAGGCAUAUUCUGCGAACACGUCUGUUACAAGGAGCUACUGAAGGUGAUGCCUCAGGCCAUAGCCUAGCUAGAUAUAGACUGACCGGCCGAUCAGCAGAAAGUUCUCCCCGUCCAGCAAGCUUGACCAGUGCUUUCUGCAACCUGCAUUGCAAACUUUGUGCUGGAGGUUGCCAUUCAUUCCAGAUCGUUCCAUUUAACUUUCAUCCUGCUCGAAAGUGAAAUCAGAUACAAGAAUAGAAAAUAUGCACAAGCAACAUACCUGUAAGAUAUCCUUGAUCACUAGUCCUAGAUGAGGUUGACCCAGAACACUCAGUUCUCGUCUAUAUCCACUCUUUAUACGCUUACGCUGUGAGAACACCUUUUGGUAUGGCUAAUCCUCGCUUUGUUGCUUCUGCUAAACGAAUAACAUGACCAGAUUUGGAGUUAUUAUCGUUAACCGUUUUUAUGUUCUCACAGUAUGGUAAUAUGUAUCUUGUUGCCAUUAGUAAUUAUAGUAAUUCUGCUGUAUGCUUCUAGAAUAAACUUUUUGUGUAUGUUUCUGUUGACCAUACCCUGAACUAUCCUUUUGUGGCAUGAUGUGUUACUUCGCUCGUACACACAAAGUGGUUCCUUUAUUUCUGUUUUAGGCUUAUCUUUUGCAGGCCCAACAUGACCUUGUGGGAUUGUCUCACACACACACACACACACACACACACACACACACACCUGGCAGCCCUCCCCUUUUCUCUCCAUCUCUCUGGAAGUAUAUCUUCAUGUGUGUAACAAUAAACUUUGGAACUUCUCUCUGAAAGCUGACUUGUGUGUUUCAUUGAGACUUCCCCGUGCAUGUAGGAGAGCAAAGAUCGAGAGGAAAGGCUGAAUUCAGGGGUAUCCUGUCCAGGGGACAGAAGGCAAUCCUGCCCAAGUGGCAGAGGAUAAAACAUUCCUUACAGUUCUUGGGGGCUCGUCCGGGAUAUCAGUGUUUGGUGCUGAUACACUGACUGAGAAUUUCAUCAUGUACCUGAUACAAGGCAUCGUCCUGCUCCUGCUCAGCGUCAGUGUUCAGAGUCAUUCCAUUAGGGAAUUCUGUAAUGCGACCUCUGAGGAAAAUGAUAACAGCAUUGACAGCGAUUAUUACUCAGUUUCUGCCAUAAUUGAAAGAGCCAACAAUAAUGCUGGAAAGCCAGACGGUGAUUUCACUAUUAUAGAAGGUGAUAUAGCCGUGUUCACUGGACUCCAGAAUGCAGAUCCAUGUACUUCUAAAAAGUGCAAGUGGCCCAAGAAAAAGAAUAAGAAAGUUUAUGUGCCUUACGUCAUUUCCAGUCAGUACUCACCCUCUGAAAGAUGUGUUAUCCAGCGUGCACUGAACUCCUUCCAAAAGUCGACCUGCAUCCGAUUCAUUCCUCGCACCACUGAAGUAGAUUACAUUCAUAUCAUCUCAGACAAAGGGUGCUACUCAUCUAUUGGACGCAUUAAAGGAAGGCAGGUUUUGUCUUUAGAGCGUAAUGGCUGUGUUUACUACAAAAUUGUCCAACAUGAACUUCUUCACGCUCUGGGAUUUAAUCAUGAGCAGAGCCGCUGUGACCGUGACAAACACGUCAAAAUCCUUUUCAAAAAUGUUAUCAAAGGUUUUGUACACAAUUUUGAUAUUAGACGCACCAACAAUUUGAACACUCCAUAUGACUACAAUUCUGUCAUGCACUAUAAUAGGUUUGCUUUCACCAAGAACGACAAGCCGACCAUCAUCCCCAUACCAGACAAUAACGUUCCGAUCGGACGUGCCACAAAGAUGAGCUAUUAUGAUAUUCUACGUGUUAACAGGCUCUACUGCACUUAAAUGCAGCACUCUGAACAUCAUCAGUGUGUUUCACAUGCUUUCAUUUACCGCUUGCAGUUUAUAUAUAAUAAAAGUACAAUAAUUUCUCUCAAAUUCAGGAUAAUUUUACUUUGAGUUUGUUUUGUUUCUGCUUUUCUGGAAUUUAUUUCCACAUGCAAUUUUCAAAAACAAUAAAAAAAAAUGCAUAUAAAA